Xenia sp. Carnegie-2017 is the source of this 3360-nucleotide messenger RNA. RefSeq lists its product as uncharacterized. The record is from RefSeq and is a predicted model, not a curated record. Gene Ontology annotation, cellular component: membrane. Gene Ontology annotation, molecular function: protein binding. The transcript is spliced from 20 exons. NCBI's taxonomy places the organism in Eukaryota, Metazoa, Cnidaria, Anthozoa, Malacalcyonacea, Xeniidae. Bases 16 to 3150 code for a protein of 1044 amino acids.
AUAAACCCAGAUCAAAUGAUGUUGAAAAUCAUUUCCUUUCUAAGGUUCUAUGCAGACGAGAUUGUCUUCGUUUUUGAAAACAUCAGUUCCACAAAGUUAUUGAAAUUGUUUUCAGAUAUGAACAAGAUGUUUCGCGUUUUUUGUUUGCUGUUGUUUUUACAUAAUGCUCGGGCUUUUCUUUGGACACGACCUCUUUCUUCAUCGAAGUUGUCAUUAAUCAGAACGUCUUUGUUUCUUACAGCUUUAGGUACACGCCUGAUGACAGUUCAAGGAUGGUGUUCAUGGUCGCAAUUUCGAUGUAACGAUGGCUAUAGGUGUUUUGAUAACUAUUAUGUGUGUAAUGGUUAUCGUGAUUGUUGGGAUGGCAGUGAUGAAUGGUCCUGUAAUUCUUCCUCAAGUUUAAAAAAUUUGGUGUCGUCUAUUCUUCCUUUCCCAGCAUCAAUUGUUGAAGUGAGCGCCCCACCAUCUACGUCUGUUUACACAUGGCGUCCGUGGUGUUCAUCGUGGCAAUUUCGAUGUAACGAUGGCUAUAGGUGUAUUUCUCGUUACUAUGUAUGUGAUGGUUAUUCUCAUUGUAGGGAUGGCAGUGAUGAAUGGUCCUGUUCUCAAUCCUUAAAUUCCCAGGUUUUAGCUUCAAGUGUUCAUCCUUCUCCAACGUCAUCUGGUGAAGUCAUGUCAACAAUAAGACAGUGUUACUAUUGGCAAUUUCGAUGUAACGAUGGCUAUAGGUGUAUAGAUAACUAUUAUGUGUGUGAUGGUUAUCGUCAUUGUUGGGAUGGCAGUGAUGAAUGGUCCUGUAAUUCUUCCUCAAGUUUAAAAAAUUUGGUGUCGUCUAUUCUUCCUUUCCCAGCAUCAAUUGUUGAAGUUUCUUCUGCAUUUUUUUCUCUGAGUCCCGAAAUAAGUACGUCUAUUCGUCCUUCCCCAACAUACACUGUUGGAGUGACAAGCAGUAGCAGCGUGUCUGUUAGUCGAAAUGGUAUUCGUCUUGUUGACGGUUCUUAUGGCUUUGGACGUGUUGAAGUUUACUAUAAUGGAGAAUGGGGAACAGUUUGUGACGACUAUUGGGACAUAAGAGAUGCUCGAGUUGUGUGUAGGCAACUUGGUUUUGUAGAUGCAAUUGCUGCUUACCAAGGAUCGCAGGGUAUAAAGGAUGGUACUGGACGUAUCUGGUUGGAUAAUGUUCACUGUAACGGGAAUGAGUUGAAUCUCCAAUCGUGCCGUCACAAUUCAUGGGGAAGACACGAUUGCAGUCAUUAUGAAGAUGCUGGUGUUCGUUGCGACACCAGGAAAGUUCCUUUGGCACGUUUUUCUUCAAAUUCCCAAGUUUUAGCUACAAGUGUUCAUCAUAGUCCAAUGUCAACUGUUGCAGAUGUUACCAGGAAUCCCACAACUUGGGUACUUUUCCAGAACUUUACUUAUCCUUCACAAACACCAUCUGCUGAAGCGCCAUCAACCGCUAACUCAUCUAUGGCUCAAGGUAAUUCAAGUCAAAACUGUCAACACAAACUGGAUCUUGGUUUUAUAUUGGAUAGCUCUGGUAGUGUUGGCCAAAGCAACUUCAGAAGAAUGAAAAAAUUUGUCAAAGAUUUGACAAAUUUUUACAACAUUGGUGUUCACGAGACUAGAGUAUCAGUCUUGACGUUUGCUUCGUCUUCUCGUAUAAAUAUUCGAUUCUCCGAUCAAUUUUCUAACAAAAGAUUUUUUGACGCAGCAGUUGAUAACAUUUAUUACACUGGUGGUUCAACUUAUACCGCUUCAGCGUUAUACCUGGCUUAUAACAAGAUGUACACAUCUGCUUACGGUGCUAGGAGUGCUGAAUUCAAGAAGGUGUUAGUGAUUUUGACCGACGGCCGAAGUGAUGGAAAUGUUAAUAAUCCGGCAAGGCAACUGAAGAACAGUGGUAUUGUGAUCUUUAGUGUCGGCAUUGGACUUAGUGUAAACAAACAAGAACUGGAGGAUAUGGCUUCAGAUCCACCUGAAGAGCACGUAGUCAUGUUGAACAGUUUUACUCAACUGUCUAAACUUUCUUCUAAAUUGUCAUCAAGGACUUGUAACGCUUCUAGUUUCCUGUUGAUAUGUGGUUCUCAGUACAUGACAGCGAUUUUCAAGCGUGGUGAGAUUUCUGGAAAUAUCAACACACUCUACCUUCGAGAUGGUCAUUGCAAAGCGAGCUGGAAUUCAACACAUGUCGUUGUAAACACUUCCUUACAUGGUUGUGGCACAGAGGUCGUAGAAACAUAUCAAUAUAUAAUCUACACUAAUGUCAUGUCUCAUCUUGGUGCUUCUGAGAACUACAACGGAGAUGACGUGAUAACACGUUCUUACCUAAAUGCUAAGAUGAUUUGCACUUAUCCUCGCAAGCGUCGUGUUGGUGUGCUAAGCUUUGAACCAGCAAAGGAAAAUAUAUUUGUCAGCAGCAGAAGUGAAGGCAAUUUUUCUCUAACCUUGGACGUUUUUAAGAAUAGCGACUACCGCGAGCGUUACACAUCACAAGAUUAUCCUAUCUUAAUGGCUCUUUCCAAAAACCUCUACAUUCAAUACUCCGUCAAUAUACGCAAUUUAAGCGUACGCGCCGAGAAAUGUCGUGCUACACCAAGUAAUAGACCAUACGAAAGCAUCUAUUAUGACUUCAUUGUGGACGGUUGUGACAAUGAUAAAACCAUCAGACAUUACACAGAAUGGUACAGCUCGAUUCAGCGUUUCAGUAUCCAGGCGUUCCGUUUCCUUACCAGUCAUCGAUUUGUAUACAUACACUGUGAUCUUGUUGUUUGCUCAAAUGUUGGAAGUUACAACUCCACCUGCGCCCGCAAUCGUACGUGUUCUUCACGUGCACGUCGUGAUGUAGAGGAAAAACAAAAAGAUGUGACGGGUCUUUAUCAGUUGUCGUUUGGUCCACUGAUGCACGAAAAAAAGUCCUUUGAACAAAAGUCUGUUGAGGAAAAAAGUACAGUAAACAUCACUUUGUUGGGCUCUUUGAUCGUUUUUGGCUGUCUCACAGUUGCUCUAGCUGCUGCAUUGGUUUAUAUGUUGAGACGAUCACAUGUUCGUAAAUCUGACGCUUCAGUGGCUCGUGCUGACAUCAAGGAUGAAAUGGCGAUGCAAAAUUUCGGUUUUAAUGCUGAAAAUCAUAGUGAAAUUGUGAAAUCCUAAUUUUCUUUUUUGUCACAUUUAUGAUGCAAUCUUUUUCUUUUUGCUCAGAUUAUAUUAUUUGAGGUGUUUUCGAAAUGAUUUUUAGAAAUGAUUUAAUCGUUCUUUUCUUUUUCAAGAUAUUAGAGUAAUGUGAGUUAACUUUCACCAACCUAUAUUAUACUCAAAUCAUGAACUGUAAUCAUCAGGCAAUACAUUUUUUAUUACUAUGCA